Molecule: messenger RNA, 1203 nt
Organism: Lasiodiplodia theobromae
Lineage: Eukaryota; Fungi; Ascomycota; Dothideomycetes; Botryosphaeriales; Botryosphaeriaceae
Product: Protein phosphatase pp1 regulatory subunit
Exons: 3
Coding region: 1-1203 (400 amino acids)
Molecular function (GO): protein binding
Source: RefSeq, a predicted model, not a curated record
AUGACCGACGACACGCCGCCCAACCCGGCAAACGACGCGCCACACGCCAUGAUCAUCGACAACAACUCGGAGCGCGAAGGCGCGCACGAGCCCGGCAGCCCGGCGCGCAGCAGCAGGAGCGGCUGGGACGGCAAGCUGCGCGUGAACAAGGCGGCGAAGCCCACGCCCGUCAUCGUCAACCCGCACGUGCUGAGCGACCCGGAGCUGUCGGACGACGACGCCGCCGGCCCGCCGCCGGAGGAGAUCGAGGCGGACGAGGACCUGCUGGAGGACUACGAGGAGGACGUGGACCAGAUCGACCUGAUCCACUGCCGCAUCUCGUCCAUACCCGCGCUGCGGCUGGAGCGCUUCAAGCAGCUGGAGCGCCUGUCGCUGCGCCAGAACCAGAUCUCGACCAUCGAGUUCCCCGAGGAGCUGGGCGAGAAGCUGACGGAGCUGGAUCUCUACGACAACUUGAUCGCGCAUAUUAAGGGCCUCGACCAGUUUGUGGGCAUGGAGAAUUUGGAUCUGAGCUUCAACAAGAUCAAGCAUAUCAAGAGGGUGAACCAUAUGAAGAAGUUGAAGGAUCUGUACUUUGUGCAGAAUAAGAUUUCGGCUAUUGAGAAUUUGGAGGGUUUGACGGAGUUGAAGAACCUGGAGCUCGGUGCAAACAGGAUAAGGAGCAUUGAGAAUCUGGAGACGCUCACCAGUCUCGAGGAGCUGUGGCUGGGGAAGAACAAGAUCACCGAGAUUAAGGGCCUUGAUACGCUGUCGAACCUCAAGAUUCUCUCCAUCCAAUCCAACCGCCUUACUUCCAUCACCGGCCUUGAGCAGCUCACCAACCUCGAGGAGCUCCACAUCUCGCACAACGCCCUCACGUCGACGGAUGGGCUUCAGAACAACACGAACUUGCGCGUCAUCGACAUCACAGGCAACCCGAUCGAACACUUGACGAACCUGGCGUCGCUGACCAAACUUGAGGAAUUCUGGGCCAGCUACUGCCAAGUGUCGGACUUUGCAGAGGUCGAGCGCGAACUGCGCGACAAGGAGAAUCUGGAGACGGUGUACUUUGAGGGCUCACCGCUGCAGACGAGGCAGCCGGCGCUGUACAGGAACAAGGUGCGGCUUGCGUUGCCGCAGGUCAAGCAGAUCGAUGCGAGUAAGUCUUCCGCCACGACUUGGAUGAGGGAGCAGGCUGGCGUGAGGAGUCUGGCAUUCUUGUGA